This is a messenger RNA of Acipenser ruthenus (sterlet), 3694 nucleotides long. Its product is annotated as lysophosphatidic acid receptor 6-like. NCBI's taxonomy places the organism in Eukaryota, Metazoa, Chordata, Actinopteri, Acipenseriformes, Acipenseridae. Gene Ontology annotation, cellular component: membrane. Gene Ontology annotation, molecular function: G protein-coupled receptor activity. The transcript has a single exon. Gene Ontology annotation, biological process: G protein-coupled receptor signaling pathway; behavioral response to pain. The record is from RefSeq and is a predicted model, not a curated record. The coding region runs from base 2181 to 3230 and encodes 349 amino acids.
UUCAUCUGACAUGGCGAAUUCACAAAUUGCAUAGAUGUGGCUGUUUUGCAAAACUGCCACAUUCAAAAGCCUGGCAAUAGCUCCUUAGCCAAUCGGCUUGGAGGCAUUUGUUUAUGCAGCACGCAUGAAGAAAGAAACAAAAUAACUUCCUAUUCAAGUGACAAAAGUCUUACCAUAGGAGUAAGGCUCACUCUGGUGAUUGAUUUUUAAGAUAUCUUGUAUAGAGAGAUUAAGUGCCAAUGAAAUGAACAAACUAUAGAAGUUGUAGGUUCUAUAGACAUUGUCAUCUCAAAUAUAUUGCAAAUGUCAUGGACUUUCUUAUGUUAUGUUCUUAUGAUAUUGUAUCAGGAAUCUACACUGAAUGAACUCUAAUCUAAUUUGUCUAGCUUUGCCUAGAGAUAACGAUCAACCGAACACCUUGAAUGCACCAGGCACUCAGGAAACAAAAGGCUACUCAAAACCGUUCUCUGUGAUUUAAUUAACCCGUCUAGUGAGAGAGGUAGUUUAGCAUUGGAGUCUGAAAAGAGAGAAAAAUAGCUUAAAGAUUUAGAGAUUUAAGACAAAUUUCACAUCAUAUUGAUUUAAUACCACCAUGAGUACAAGAUGGAAGCGUUUUUAUUCUUAAAUUGCCUAACAAGUAUAGAAUAACCCAGGUAAUAAAUCCCUAAGAGAAUUAAACUGUUGGCAAUGUCCAACCAAAGUCGCAACCCGACAUGUUCGGUGUCUAAAGAAAUGUAAUUUCUUAUGGUAAAAAUAACGGGAAUUCAGAAUAAAAUCUGAAUUAUUUAGCAAAAGUUAUGCACGUUUUAAAAGUUUCCCCUUUCCAGAUUAUGAUAAAGAACUAAUCAAACAGAGGAAGGGGGAGCAAUCAAUCAAGAUGGCAAGCCCAUUCGCUACAAAAUAGCCAAUCGGAGCAUGCAGCGGGAAAUUCAAAUAAUCUCUUUGUUUGAAAAGUAUAAAGCCCCCUGCUUUAGCCCAGCUCCUUGUCCCCAGCUCUAGCCCUCUAAUCUAAGUCCCCAACUCUACUCCCCAACUCUACUCCCCAGCUCUACCCCCCUACGCUAGCCUCUUCCUCUGCGAUAGCCCCCUGCGCUAUCCCCUGACCGCUGAUCCCUGCUCGCUCAGACUCUAAGAAACUACAAGACUGCACCUGGAGCCCUCAGUUUUCAGUAUUUAUCCAUCAAGGUUGGGGGCCCUGACACUCGGAGAAACACAAGGUAACAUAAAGCUGAAAGUGACUGCUUGCCAGGCUAGGUAACAAUACAAUACUAAAAUAUCUAUUCAGGUAUUGUGUGACCCUUGUUGUUGUGUCAGUAUGUACUAAUAUUUCUUUGGUAAAUUGUUGUUUUAAACCUUAGUUCUCAUUGUAAUGCUUUUAAUGUGACAUUAAUUGUGUAACUGUUUUGUGUGAUUUUCAAACUUAUUUUGUUGCAUGCUUAAUAAAUACCAUCUUUCUAAGAAGAGAUUCCCAGUAUUGAGUCAUUCGCUCAUGUUGAACAAACACGAUUUAUGAACUUUGAACAGUCUGGAAUGUGCUCUAUUUUUGGCUUGUUGUAACGUGUAAAUCUGCCAUCGUUUUCAGAGAGCGAUAUUAAAACGGGUUUGUACAUUAUAAUAGGACACUGUUUAUUGUAGAGGUCCCACCGAGAUCUUGACUAUCGAAGGUAUCUCUUUAUCCCCUACAGUUUUUGGAGGUCCUUUAAUUUAUUGCUCUUAAGAAUAUAUUAACUGCCUACAAUAGUUCCACACAAAUGUCAUGUACAUUCUGCAGACAUUUUAAUAAUGAAUUAUCAGAUUAAUGAUCAGAACAGGAAAAGGAAGUAUAACCACAAUGGGGGGGUGGUGAAUGUCAAGCUCAGUAAAGUGCAGCCUUUCUGUUUGACAUCUUGAUAAUUUACAAGCAAAAUGUUUCUGAGAAAAGAAAGGCGAGAAGAUUCUAGGUAUGCUCUAAAUGGGAAUGGUGCUGUCCCAAUGCCGCCAGUCCAAGUAGACUGAUGUGCUGGUAUAAGGCUACUCCUCCUUGAAGCGCAUGCCAUUUAGCAAAUGACUAUUUGAUCAAAGAUCAAACAGCAAUCUGAUUAGUUUAUUCAAACCAGAAGGAAAUGCACAGUUUAUCACGUCAUUGUGGUUCUUUGGAGCAUAUGCCGUAGAGUGAAUGAACAUUGGCACAUACAGGACAGAUGUCUGAAGACUCAGGAGUGAUAGGCACAAUGGCAAAUUUAACAAACUGUCCUUUGAAUAGAACUUUGCACUUCAGAUACCCUCUGUACACAGCAGUGUAUUCCUUAGUGCUGAUUUUGGGUUUGCCGUUAAAUGGGAUUUCUCUGUGGAUUUUCUUCAGAAGACUGGGGCUGCGUUCUCCACCAGCCAUUUAUAUGGCCAACCUAGCACUGUCUGACCUUCUCUUCAUCAUUUCUCUACCUCUGAGGAUCUACUACUUCGCAACGGCUCGCUGGCCAUUUGGAGAUUUCAUGUGCAUGAUACCAGGGACCCUGUUUUCAGUGAACAUUAACUCCAGCUCCCUCUUCAUUGGCUUGAUCAGCCUGGACCGGUUCCUUGCUGUCGUGUAUCCGUUGAGGUCCCGUGCUCUUCGAACCCCGGGGUUUGCCAGACUGGCCUGUGGGGCGGUCUGGUUACUAACCCUUGCAUUCAGCAUUCCCUUUGCAUUCAUCAACAUGACAAAACUGGAUGAAUGCAACAUCACUCAAUGUUUUGAUGGCCUGGAUGAGAGGAAAUGGAAACCAGCACUUAUUAUUUAUAGCGUGACACUGGGAUUGGGGGUAGUCAUUCCCUUCAUAAUCAUUCUAUUCUGCACUGUAUUGGUGAUAAAGACACUAAACAGUCAACAGAUCAACUCAUCUGUGUUCGAUAAGCAGAAAAUUAUCUUGGUGUUUGUCAUGAGCUUGCUUAUAUAUGCUGUGUGUUUUGUGCCUCUUUAUAUUGUAUUAAUAUUGUAUUCUUUACAUAAAAAUGGUUAUCUAGCACACAGAUUCUAUGACGCAUUACCGAUUACCUUGUGCUUAGCUACAGUGAAUAGCUGUGUGGACCCAGUCAUGUACUAUUUCACAACCAAUGCUUUCUUGAAGAAAAAAAAAAAAAAGAUAGAGCUGACUGUGACAGUAGCAGCAGACUCAGUCAGCAAGCAGAGUAAUAUGCGUUUGCAAAAUCUUCCGAGCAGCAAGAUGCAAUGUGGAGCAGAGCCUGUAGAGAAGGUCCAGAGCACUGUAUGAAUAUAAAUGAUUAAGUGACUUCUGUGGAACUAUCAGAACAGUUCUAUCAGAACUGUGGGCUUCUUACACAAGACUGAAUGAUUACUGUUCUAUCAGAACUGUGGGCUUCUUACACAAGACUGAAUGAUUACUGUUCUGUCUACUGGGCUGGUCUUAUAACUUAGUUCAUGUAAAAAAAACUUGCCUUUCUGAAUCUCUGACCUUUUUUUAACAAAAAUGUAUAUAUUGCAACACAUACGAACUGGAGAUUUCACUGCUUUGGGUCUCAAAGAUUUUUUUACUUCAGAUUGUGAUAAGCACAUAUUUUAGCACAAGAAGGAAACAACGCACUAAUAAUAAAUAACUUUCCAUUUAGUUUGUUUAGAGGUUGUUUUUUUUAAAAUUAGAUUUGUGUAAAUUCUCUAAAUGUGUAAUUUCUCUAAUCUUUUGCAAUAAAAACCAUUUCCUCUUUGAUAACUGAGUGU